AUGAGCGUGGCACUCCACCCAGCUAACGCCCGGCGGGCUGCCGCGGCGCCACCGAGCGCCGGCGAGGGCGCGGCGACGGUUGCGCAUGCGGUCGAAGGCAAGGACAUCGACGCGAAGAUGGCGGCGGCGGUCGUGCGCGACGCGCGGCAGGGCGGAGCGUCGGAGCUGAGCAUAGAGCAGUGCACCGUGCUCGGGCCGGGGCAGGUGCUCGCGGUGGUUGACACGUCGUGUAUCGCGACGGUCCGCAUCUGCAACAGCGUCAUCGCCUCGGGGGCCAACGGAACAGCGCAGUCGCGCCCGAGCGAGGGCGCGCAAGCGGGCAGUGUGCGGGAACUCACUCUUGACGAAUGUGGCUUCGCGCCGGGGUUUCUCUCGCUCGCGGACCUCUACCGCGAACUGAGCGGCCUGAAGUCCCUGACCUUCCGAAGAAGCAAGCUGGAGGCGCCGCCAGCGCCCGGUCCGCGAGGCGACCAGCGGAGCCCGGUCGCGCUCCUGGCGCGCCCGCUGGCGCUGGGGUACUGCGCCCACCUCCAACGCGUCGAGAUCGGCUGGUGCUCCCUCGGGACGACGGGCACGUCCGCGGUCCUGCAGCAGCUGCACUUGGCCGUCAGCAGCAGCCCCGCGCACAUGUGCGUCCGCGAGAUCGCCCUGCCCGGCAACGGCGCCGGCGACGCGUGCGUUCCGUCGCUGGCGCAGCUGCUCUGCGGGCCCGUCGGCCGCACGCUGCGCGUGCUGGACCUCACGUCGAACGAGCUGACCUCCACGGGCAUGGACACGCUCGCCUCGCGGCUCCUGCAGGGCUGCCGACAGGCGCUCGGUCUGCACGUGUUCCGAUGCGGGUUCAACCCUAUGGGGAGCGCUGCGCUGCGCGGCAUCUUCCUGUGCAUGUCGGUCUGCGAGCACAUGUCGGAGGUGGCGCUGCCCGGAUGCGAGCUCGGGCCGGAGGGGGCGCCGGAGCUGGCGUCGGGCGUACAGUCCGUGCUGAUGCUGCGGACGCUCGACCUGUCGCAGAACGCGAUCGGGGACGCGGGGCUGGCGCAGGUGUUCAAGGUCUGGCAGGGCUGCGAGAGCCCGCGCGGGAGCCGGGCUGACCGUGGGGGGUCGGACAGUUACGAGACGUCGUCCAGCGGCUACACGAGCAGCGAGAGUGCGUGCCGCGUCCUAACCGAGCGCAGCAUGCAGACAGUAUGGCACCGCGCAUGA
Molecule: messenger RNA, 1203 nt
Organism: Pedinophyceae sp. YPF-701
Lineage: Eukaryota; Viridiplantae; Chlorophyta; Pedinophyceae
Source: the annotation of a GenBank genome assembly